CACACGCAGACUCCCUCUCUCCCUCACUCUCCUCAUUGCCAUAACAACAGAUGCGCCGCAUCAGUCCGCUUGGGUCAGUACGGGAACCGCGGGGCGGAAUAAUCUCGCACUGGUGCUGUUAAUAAGCCGCAGAGGUCCUCGUUCAUCUAUUUACGUCUAACCGUUUCAGUGAAACGGGCUCGCGGGAGAUCCUCACCGGGGCUGUUCGAUAACGGCCCGAGCGGAGACGACAAGCGGAAGCGCGGCGUGGGAAAGCGGGGGGAAAUCUCCGGGGAUCUCCAGUCGGACCUCCGGCGCGCUCGCCAUCUACGGUCGUUCCCGUGUGUUUCCGCCAUGGCUCGUGAGAACGGAGAGGUCGGCGGGGAUUGCUCAUGGAAGAAGCAGGUCGACGACAUCAAGGAGAUCUUUGAAUUCAAGGAGGUGCUCGGGACGGGUGCGUUUUCAGAGGUGGUCUUGGCGGAGGAGAGGGCCACGGGAAAGAUGUAUGCUGUGAAGUGUAUUCCCAAAAAGGCCCUAAAGGGAAAGGAGAGCAGCAUCGAGAACGAAAUCGCUGUUUUGCGCAAAAUUAAGCAUGAGAACAUAGUCGCACUAGAAGACAUCUAUGAAAGCUCCAAUCAUCUCUACCUUAUAAUGCAGCUUGUAUCUGGAGGUGAGUUGUUUGACCGGAUUGUGGAGAAAGGUUUCUACACAGAGAAGGACGCCAGCACGCUUAUCAAACAAGUACUAGACGCUGUAAACUACCUCCACAGUAUGGGCAUUGUGCACAGAGAUCUAAAGCCCGAGAAUCUGCUGUAUUUCAACCCUCAAGACGGAUCAAAGAUCAUGAUCAGUGAUUUUGGCCUGUCUAAGAUGGAGGGGACAGGUGAUGUCAUGUCCACAGCCUGUGGAACACCGGGAUAUGUGGCUCCAGAAGUUCUCGCUCAGAAACCGUACAGUAAAGCUGUCGACUGCUGGUCUAUCGGAGUCAUUGCCUACAUUUUGUUGUGUGGUUACCCUCCAUUUUACGAUGAGAACGACUCCAAACUUUUUGAGCAGAUUCUGAAAGCUGACUAUGAGUUUGAUGCACCAUACUGGGAUGAUAUAUCAGAUUCAGCAAAAGAUUUUAUUAGUUGUUUAAUGGAAAAGGAUCCUGCUAAGCGAUACACAUGUGAAGAGGCCCUUCGGCAUCCCUGGAUCGCAGAGGACACUGCGCUCUGCAAGAACAUCCACGAGUCCGUCAGCCGACAAAUGCGCAAAAACUUUGCUAAAAGCAAAUGGAGGCAAGCCUUCAAUGCCACGGCCGUGGUUCGACACAUGAGAAGACUGCAGCUGGGCAGCAGCAUGGGUAGCAGCAUGGAUGCAAGCAAUGCCAAUCAGAACCGAAUACUGAACGCAAACCAGACUGUGAACGCACCACCGAACCAAACACCAACUACAUCAAAUACGACUGCAUCUCUCAACCAAAAUCACAAACCGGCUCAGAAUCCAAAUACAGUGAUUAUUAAUGACAUGGCGACAGGCGUAACGUCUAUACCACGCAAAGACUGUACAGCUCCACCCCACACUUCCUGUUCUCUGGCAUCAGCAGCCACUUCCACUGGCUCAGGGGCAGAGCCCUGCAGGCCACACCCUCCCUCAGUUGCGUCGGUUAGCACAGUGAUAACUGGGACCAAGUGACGCCAGGUUCUGCGGGGAGAGAGCUGGGAGGCCACUGCCCUGUAAGCCCCACCCCUCAGCCCGCUCCCCGCCCUGCCGUCAAAGAAAGGCAGAGGACUGAUCCAUCGCCAUAGCAACCACCGAGAGGCAAAAAAAAUGUGCGCCUAAUGCACCUCGCAGUUUGACCUGCCUUUCAACCUCCAGGCAACUAGAGGGCGCAAUGCAUGCAGGGGCAGGUGAAGGGGAUUUUCAACCGAAAGCUUCCAUUUCGAGAAGAGGACAGAGCUGUGACGUUUUUGCUGUGACUUUGCUAAGUACUUCGCCAGCCAUGUUACCUUUUGGAAAAACGAAUGACUGGAAAAACUGCAGAGGUUUAGGUGUGAAAGCGUGCAUGGCUGUGUCCGCCCGUAUAAGUAGGCGGAGCCAAUGUCAAACAGUUCUUCUAGCUCUUCCCUCUUUCCUUCUGCCCUCAUUCUCUAUCUCUAUUUGCUCACAAGUUUAUUGUAUUAUUAGCUAGCAUUUCUGAUCUAUUGGGGGCUUUUUAAGGAUUCGUCAUGCUGACCUGCAAAAGUGCUUUUAAAAUUACGUUAGACUGUUUCGCGAAAUUUUUGAGUCGAGACUUUAUCUGUUUGCACAUAGGCUGUACAGGAAGUGAAUUACUGUAUUACGAACAGACAGGAGAUUAUUGCUUUGAAACCUUCAGCUUCACGAAUUUCCAGAUAUCCGUUAAAACAUGCAAUGUUUAAUUGUUAUCUUAAGUUAGUGGACUUUUUUAAACGCAGGGACAGAAUGGAGCCGAAGCAGUCCGAUGAAGCUUGUUCCUGACGCUUUCCGCUUCAAAUGUGACUUUGAGCUCCACAUACAGACAUAGUUGAUGUUAGAUUACUGAAUAUAUUAUAGCUGUUAAUACUAAACACACAUACACACACACACACAUCUCACAAAAAGCCAUGGCAGCGUCUUUUAUCGCCCAGUGUACGAGUUCUCAGGGAAUUCCACAGUUUCACUGGGCUAUAUAAUGGUGGUAUAGUAAUGCCUACAAGAUUGUCCUAUACAGCCAGAUUUAGGUGAAGCUUGUGGUUUAGUUUGAUAAAGUUUGCCACUGCGUUCUUAUAAUGAUUGUAUGACCGGGUGGUAAAACGUUGUUGAUUUCACGUCAUUUUGGGAUUACUGUAAAGAGUUAUCGAAACAUUGCGGUUUGUUCAAUGACAUAGUAGAGAUUGGGGCGAGUGUAGUCCAGAACUGGAACUGGGGAUUGUUUGGAAUAUAGAAUAAAAGGAUUUCUAGUUACUUUUUAGUUAGCUUUUUUAGUUACUUUUGCUAAUGCUAGUGGUAGAGGAACUACUUUGUUUCUAAAGCUAGUAAUGUUACUACCCAUAUUCUUUGUUCUCCAAAAUUUUGAAAGUUAUCAAGUGUUUUUGCCAUCAUCGGCUUUGUUGCUCUGAAAUUCGGCAUUCAGAGCAUCGUCAUAAUUACAGUAAUUCAAAAACGACGUGGAUGCAGCAAAAGGAUUUUUAUUGACUGUAAACAUUUUUCCAGACUUGGCUGAUUUUUAAGCAUUGGUUUAAGGGCUAAGUUCAGAUUUAUUCCCUUCCUUAGUGAUGGCUAACUGGUCUUAUGUCAUGUCACACAAUGUUUUGAAAGUAAGUGACUGAUGUCUUCUUUGCCCUUUACGGUUUGUUAAUAUCACAGGAGGAAAACUUGUCUACGGACGCAGGGAUUUAAGAGUAUGUGACAUUUUCCAAAGUGCCAUCCUGAAUUUUUCUUCACUUUCUUGAAUGUUUGUUUCAGUGUUGAUUAAAAUAUGACUCCUCAAUAUGAGGAGGUCCAAACUACUAUGAACUUUCAGUCGGGUAAGACGUGCAUUUUGUCUUCAUUCGCACAUUUGUGAAGAAUGUUAUUUCAGAAAAGAACAAAAAGAUUAACACUUAACUUGAAGGGGUGUUCAUAAGACUGACAUGACAUGUUCAUAAUCAUGACAAGACACGUGCUAUGAACAUCAAGGAGAUUUUAUGCACGCAUAUGACAACUGUCAUUAAGUGUCAUUCACGCAAUUAUGUAAUUUUAAAUGCAAAGAUGACAUUGUUUGAGAUGUCUUUGUUAUGAGAUCAUAUCAUAAAUUGUCAUAAAUCUGACAUAAACAUGACAUUGCAGAUAAAUUAUCAAAAUUAAGAAACUACCUAGCUUUAUUGGUUAACAUUACAUUAAACUGUCAUGUGGUUGGUUUUGACAUUGGCUGUUAUGAGGCAUUAUAAUUGUGUCUGACCACUUUUUUUCCAGUGAUACAAAUUAAACUUGUCAUUAAGUGUUAAUACUCUGAUUCUUGAAACUUUGGCAAAAACAUGUCCAACUAAGAAAAGUGCUAAUUCUGUUGGAAAUUGAUAAAAUUGUCAUGAAGAAAAAGAAUCAAUGUUAUAAUCAGGGGGUCCUUUGCACAUACGUAAGGUUCUUUUAUAGGUUUAUUUUUAUUUUUUAUUAAUUUAAUGAUUAUAUGCUGGCCCAUUGCCUAUAAAAUCAGCUGUCCUCGGUUAAGAGAUAAUCAUUUCAACUUGAUUAAAAAAGCCAAAAGUAAUAAUUGAAUUGAAUAAUAUAUUUACCACAUGAAAGGUUAUACAUUGUAAUAUUUAUUAAAAACUACAAACAGUGUGUUUUGAACAAUAUUUAAUAUUAUUUUGUGAUUGCUCAAAAUGUGUCCCACAUAUUCGUCACCACCGUCAGAUAUUUAUAAAAAGCAAUAAAAUCAGACAACUACAGGGUCAACUGCAUUCCUGAGGACCCCAUUUUCAAACCUUCAGCUAUACUGCAUGCUUCAAGAUCACUCAAGCUCCUGUAUGUUUGCUAUUUUCUCUUAAACUUGUUCAUAUUUUUGAACACUGCUACUGUGACAACCAUAACAUGUCAACACCCUCAUCUUUGUAAAAAAAAAAAUAUUAGAUUAGAUUAUGAAAUAAAUGUAUCAUUUUUAAGAAGAGGUCUGAAGUAGCUAGCAACAGAGGGGAAACAAGAUGGGUAAUGUGAACAACUCAUCUUUUUUUUAAUCUAUAUUAGGUUUUUGUCACCACCGUCAGGUUUUCUGUCUUUUCUGUCAGGUUUUAUGUAUUUUAGGAAGGUAUGAUUUGAUAUUUGUUCAUCACAGUGCUUAGGAUUGUUAUUUUUUGGACCAAAUAUUUACAUAAAGUUUAAGCAAGAAGCCAUUGUCUUGAGUGGUAUACAUUUUGGAAUAAUGAGGCCAAUGUCACCACCGUCAGAUUAUUGUCACCACCGUCAGACGGAGUUUUAUUUGUUUUAAAUGAAUAUGCUUACAAUAUGUUUCUUCAGUGCUGUUGAG
Molecule: messenger RNA, 4963 nt
Organism: Paramisgurnus dabryanus
Lineage: Eukaryota; Metazoa; Chordata; Actinopteri; Cypriniformes; Cobitidae
Source: RefSeq, a predicted model, not a curated record